GCUGUUACUAGAAGACAACUGCUACAUCAGUGCGAACUCGAGUAUCAAAGCCACUGGUUACUUUGAUUGAGAGCGAUGGCAUCGACACUGCCCUUGUAUCUUCGCAGACCACCAAAACGCGUCGCGGCCGUAAGGAUGCCUCUCCGCCAUCGGAGCCGAUGGAAAUUGACUCCACAAAAACUGCAGCCAACACUAACGCUACGAUUGCAGCAGUCGCAACAGCCAAGGAUUCAAAGCCCAACGUUCCUGAAGUUGAUCCUUGGACCAAGAGACCUAAGCAUAUACCUUCUUAUGCUGAGGAAGCCCUUGCUCACCUUUGUAAAGCAGACCCUGCGCUGGCGCCUUUGAUUGCCAAAUACCCCUAUUCUAUUUAUUCUGAUCAUGAUACCAAUUACUUUCGUGUUCUCACACGCACAAUUCUUGGACAGCAGAUUCAUUGGAAGGCUGCACGAUCCAUCAUCUACAAAUUUGUUUCUUACUAUUUCCCUGACCAAGUAACUUUGGAGUCGCUAGAUGCCGGUGACAAGAGAUUCCCGUCUCCGGAACAAGUCCUAGCAACUUCUAUGGAUAUUCUUCGCCAACGCGGACUGUCAGAACGAAAAGCGUCCUAUGUCCAAGAUCUGGCACGUCAUUUUGCGGAGGGAAAGAUCACAUUUACAGACAAGGCCGCACUGCAAUCUAUGACAGAUGAGGAAGUGGCAUCACAAUUGCUGUGUGUUCGAGGUAUUGGACCGUGGACUGUGGAUAUGUUUAUGAUGGAUUCGCUGGAGCGCUUGGAUGUUUUGCCUACUCUCGAUUUGGGAAUUCGAAGAGGGAUGGAAAAGCAUUUUAGAAAGGACUAUAAAAAUGGUGUCUGGGGUUCUAUUACUGAAGAAGUAGAGAUAACUGAGGCUGAUAUGGAUACUAGAGGAUCUAGUAGUCAAGUCAUUACAAAGGUUGUUACCAAGAAGAAGAGCGGGGCCAGAGGUAAAGGUAAAGCCAAGAAUGGAGAGAUGACUUGUGAGGAUAUGGAGCGGAUGGCGGAGCGUUGGAGACCUUAUCGCACCAUCGCAUCAUGGUACAUGUGGAGAAACGCUGACGAUGAAGAGGCCAUUAAAGCACCUAUCAUUUAGAUAGACAGCGAGUAUACCCAAGUCAAAUGAAUAAAAU
Messenger RNA from Lobosporangium transversale, 1149 nucleotides. RefSeq names its product DNA glycosylase. Gene Ontology annotation, biological process: DNA alkylation repair; base-excision repair; base-excision repair, AP site formation. Gene Ontology annotation, molecular function: DNA-3-methyladenine glycosylase activity; DNA-7-methylguanine glycosylase activity; alkylated DNA binding. The record is from RefSeq and is a predicted model, not a curated record. The transcript is spliced from 3 exons. Bases 159 to 1112 code for a protein of 317 amino acids. NCBI's taxonomy places the organism in Eukaryota, Fungi, Mortierellomycota, Mortierellomycetes, Mortierellales, Mortierellaceae. Gene Ontology annotation, cellular component: nucleus; protein-DNA complex.